ACUGAUACGAGUUCCCCUAUCUGUCAGAGCCAGUUCCUCCAUUUAAGAUGGUGACUUGUUUAUGUUGAAGGGACAAAGUGAAUUACUUUUUCAAGCUCUUGGAGUCUAUUUUGAAGCUUGUUUGAGGCAUGUUUUUUUGUCAUGUCUGAUUUUUUUGUAGGCGGAGCGAGCAGUGAGCCUUUUUUUGUUGCUGUUUGCGGUUGAUCAAUACUUUCAGAUAGCUGGGGGGGGUUGACUGACACAUAGAGUGGUGUGAUAAGCAGAGCUGAGGCGUGGAGUUUAGUACAUUUUAGUCGAUGAGUGAUAGGUAGGCAGUCCUCACCCCCAUCAGCUCUCUGUCCUGUGCCAGCUCUUGCUGUCCUGGGCACAUAAAUACAUAGAGGACACAGAGGAGCAGGAGGAGGAGGAAAGGGAGGAGCAGGGCCAACCAUGGAGCUGUAGGGACACGCUCAGAUGCCCGUGCGGAUCAUCAGUGGAGGAGGAGUGCCCCUGAGGAGAAGAGCUCUGCAAUGAACAAGACCAAGAGGAAGUCAAAUGUAGAUAGCCUGAAAAAAGGGAAGCUGGUCCCGCGGAGGAGGAAUACAUGUCCCAGCCCCCAGGACAUCACCCGGGCCCUGCAGAGCCCCAGCUCUGCUCCAAGCGCCAGCGCUGCCAGCCUGGAUGAGCUCAUACAGCGCUGCCUGAACUGCUUCGAUUCAGAGGGGAAGUUUUCCAGCCAGUUGGUCCACAUGACCCUGAUGAUGCACAGCUGGGUCGUGCCAUCUCAGAUGUUCGCCCAGAAACUUCUCACUAUUUAUAAGGAUUGUCCCUCAGAUAAGAGAGGACUGAGGCGGUCACAGGUCUGCCACCUUAUCAGGCAGUGGAUGAGCCAGUUCCCGGCAGUAUUUGAAGCAGACCCCCUCCUUGAGCAGACCAUGGGGGAUCUGUGGGCGCUGGUCCGGUUGGACGGGGAGGAGAAGCACUCACAGCUCAUGGACACCUCCUGCCUAAGCCCUCAUGUGAACAUAUUCCAGGCACCGUCACCUUCUGUGAAGAAGAGGAAGGUGUCUCUGAUCUUCGACCACAUGGAGCCGGAUGAGAUGGCUAAGCACCUCAGCUACCUGGAGUUCAAGAACUUCUGCAACGUUUCGUACCUGGAUUAUCGGAGCUACGUGGUGCGAGGCUCGGUGAGGGACAACCCUGCUCUGGAGCGUUCGGUCAUGAUGUGUAACGGAGUCUCCCAGUGGGUCCAGCUGAUGAUCCUCAGCAGACACACAGCCCAGCAGAGAGCUCAGGUCUUCACCAAGUUCACUCAUGUGGCUCAGAAACUUCGAGCUCUGCAAAACUUUAACACUCUAAUGGCAGUGACUGGAGGCCUCUGUCACAGCUCCAUCUCCCGCCUAAAAGACACCUCUAACCUGCUGCCUCCUGACGUAACUAAGGCCUUGAGUGAGAUGACAGAGCUGCUCUCAUCGCGCAGCAACUACAGCAACUACCGGCGGGUUUACAGCGAGUGCAGCGGCUUCAAGGUUCCCAUCCUAGGCGUCCACCUGAAGGAUCUGAUCUCAUUGAAUGAGGCCCUGCCUGACUACAUAGAUGCUGACAAGAUUAACCUGAGCAAGCUGCAGCACCUAUACAGCAACAUCACCGACCUGCUGGCCAUUCACAGCAGCACACCCCCAUUCGAGGCCAAUAAAGAUCUCCUGCACCUGCUCACACUUUCUCUAGAUUUGUACUACACUGAGGAUGAGAUAUAUGAACUUUCAUAUACAAAGGAACCCAAGAACCCCAAGAUCCAGCCUGUAGCUCCAGUUAAACCGCCCGUGGUGGCAGAGUGGGGUUCAGGGGUCACGCCCAGGCUCGACCCUGACACCAUAUCCAAACAUGUCAAACAGAUGGUGGAUUCCAUAAUGAAAAAUUACGACCAGAACCAGGAUGGUUACAUCUCUCAUGAGGACUUUGAGAAAAUAGCGGCCAACUUCCCCUUCUCCUUCUGCACUCAUGAAACUGACAGGGAGGGACAAAUAAGCCGUGAAGAAAUCAACUCUUACUUCAUGAGGGGAAUGUCCGUGUGGGCUAAGCUUGGCUACAACUUCAGUGACGUACAUAACUUUCAUGAAACCACAUAUAAGCGACCAACGUUUUGUUAUAUCUGUGGAGGCUUUCUGUGGGGAGUAAUCAAACAGGGCUACCACUGUAAAGACUGUGGGAUAAACUGUCACAGGCACUGCAGAGACCUGGUGGGAAUGGAGUGCUCGAAAAAACACAAAAACUCAACUGGGUCUUGUCCGUGCACCCCUGCCCCUGAAUCUCGAAGCAAGGGCGGCGUCUGGAGUUCAGAGGAGGAGGCCUUUGUUUUCCCCCAAAGUAUCGACACACACCACAACAAGGGACUCUCUGUUUGGACAAAUAGCACCAGUGAUUCAACAUUGUCAGACCGUUCGACUCAGACAGACCCCGGAGUGUGGACACCUGAGAAAAGGGAAAUGAGGGGAAACCACCACAACUCUCUAGUUCAUGCAUCCCCCGAGAGAAGGGUCAACACUCUGCCACUGAGAACCAGAGGCUGCUCUAUGCCUGUUUCCUUCCUGCAGGAGAAAAUGGAGGAGUUACAUUUUUACAAAGACAAGAGCAGGGAGCCCGACUGAGUACUCCACCAUCUAACAUUUUCCCUCAUGGACAAAAAAAUCCAGUCACCACCAUGAACUGGUGUUGAACUGAUGAGAUUUACUGCCAUUCAAAAAGAGUUCCAGCAACCAUUCAGACUUUCUUUUUUUAAAUCAUGGUCGUGAAAGUAUUUUGUCUUUGUCAGUCUUGUUAGUUCUGUUCAUUAUCUUCGCUUGAAACAUUUGUUUUCCUACUGUAACCUAUGACCACAUCAUUGUACUUGUAAGACAGGCGGCUCACUUCUCUGGUGCUAAGAUUCUUCACAACCUCAAGCCUUGAGGUCUUUUAUGACGACAGAUUUGUUCUGGUCCUUUAUACAUUUGAACAAAUGCAGGGUAGGAAAGUAACACUAACCACAACUUUAAGUUAAAAAGGUUCAUUUUGACCUUGGCAGCUAUGACAGCUCUGCUCAUGAAUUCAAAAAGUAAGAAAACAAUUUCAGAACAGACACCGAUUGCUUUCAUAUCUUCAGAUGUGAAGCCAAAGGAUAACAUUUUGCCUGGUACCCGAUCUUUAUUGCAAAAUGGAACUGGAUUGCCUUUUAAUUUACUUUACUGAUGUGACGAUCUGGAAAGUUUCUCUUAACACGUCAUGAAAAUGAGUAUCAGCACUUCUAUUUGGAUGUUUGUGUUGAUAGUAAAGACAAAAAGCUUGAGGUCAAUCCAUCAGCAACUACAAGUAACUGAGGGAAAUCUAUUGUCUGCCCUGGCAACAUUCACAUUUCUCUAAAAAUGAUGUCAAGUUCAGCAGGACUGCACUGGAACUAAGCUCCAAACCUCAUACUUCAUUUUUUUUAGCUGAAUGUUCUCCAUUUUGUCUUUUGUCAACAUUUUCAAUCUUGUAAGUAAAUGAAAAAUACAUCAACAAUGAA
Labrus bergylta (ballan wrasse) is the source of this 3517-nucleotide messenger RNA. RefSeq names its product RAS guanyl releasing protein 4 (gene rasgrp4). Gene Ontology annotation, cellular component: plasma membrane. The record is from RefSeq and is a predicted model, not a curated record. NCBI's taxonomy places the organism in Eukaryota, Metazoa, Chordata, Actinopteri, Labriformes, Labridae. Gene Ontology annotation, molecular function: guanyl-nucleotide exchange factor activity; calcium ion binding. Gene Ontology annotation, biological process: positive regulation of GTPase activity; Ras protein signal transduction.